CACAUACCGUAUUGCUGUGCUAACUCCCUGGGUCAUUGCUGGUAACCUGGUACUACCUCAGGUAGGUACAGUACUUUACCUUGUGCUACUAAGUUCAACAGCCAACAGUGUGUGUAUACCUCUACGGUAGGUACCGUGACGGCCGCUUCCUUCCUUCACGGCUAUCGGUGGCGCCUGGAGUCAAUACCCAGCAAAGCUUCUACGUCUGACUUUCUCCUCCCGUCUCCAGCGAGCGCCAAAUAAUAAGGCAACUCGAUGCCGCCUCGUCAUGUCGAGCCAAAGCAACACUGGAAUCCCGCUCUCGCACGCGCUCCACGGGGCGGCAUAUAAGCUCCUGGAGCUGCCGCCCGAGCUGCUGGAGCUCCUCGAAAGCGGAGACCCGCCCAUUCUCACCCUCCACCCUUCCGAAACAGCUGCCCUUCUCAAGACGCCCUCCAAGACAUACUCUUUACGGCAGAAGAACACAUCCAACGCGCUCAUCCUGCUAUCGCCACAAGGAGGAGGAGGAGGAUGUCCCCGGGAGAAUGACGCCAACCCCAGCGAUCACCACUGCGACGGUGGCAAUGGAGCCCGUGUGGUGCCACACACGGGGUUGACAGCGAUUGCCACAGUCCAUGAGACAAUCGAGCUGGUCCCCGAGGCUGAUGUGGCAGCUGUGACGGGGACCACGGCGGCGCCCAAGGCACGGGGUAAGUGGCAUGAGAAGUUCGGCAAGGGGCGGUGAGCCAUCGUAUAGCGGUGGAGGUGCGUGGUGAGUAAGGUGUGUGAAGUAGGGGAAGAGCGAAGGGGUGACGGAGGGAGGUGGAUGGGACGGGAUUCAGACGCAAGCUGGUUAUGUUAUAGUAGAAAUGGGCGAGCUGCCUCGCUGUUCCAUUGACCGCGAGAUGCUCUCGACUUGUGUUGCUGCUU
Chaetomium strumarium is the source of this 909-nucleotide messenger RNA. RefSeq lists its product as uncharacterized. The coding region runs from base 269 to 724 and encodes 151 amino acids. The transcript is spliced from 2 exons. Lineage: Eukaryota; Fungi; Ascomycota; Sordariomycetes; Sordariales; Chaetomiaceae. The record is from RefSeq and is a predicted model, not a curated record. Gene Ontology annotation, biological process: mitotic sister chromatid cohesion. Gene Ontology annotation, cellular component: Ctf18 RFC-like complex.